Messenger RNA from Pelodiscus sinensis (Chinese soft-shelled turtle), 3466 nucleotides. The record is from RefSeq and is a predicted model, not a curated record. Lineage: Eukaryota; Metazoa; Chordata; Testudines; Trionychidae.
UGCCACAGGAUGAUUGUUUUUUCAGUGGUUACAAUCUGUUAGUCUAGAUCCUAGUUUAAUCUGUGGAUCCAUCCACAAACCUAAUCUAUUAUCUAAUCUAUCCAUCCAUCCAUCCCUUUACACACCCUUCUAUUCUAAUGCAUCCAAUCAUCCAUGCCCUCUCACACUAUUUAAUCUGUCCAAACAACCAUUCAUCCCAUUGCUAGCUAAUAUCCCAUAUUUGUUCAUGUAGCCAUCCAUAAUCUAUCAUGCAUGGGGACAAUCUAAUUUAACACGGUGGUAUCUCAAAUUGGGACUAAGGGUUUCUAAUGAUUCCCCAUCCUGUGUUUUCUUUUCCCCUCUCACAGUGUCCCUCCACUCAUACUUCUGCAAUCUCUCCUCCUAGUCCCUAUGGCUUGGCUGCAAACUGUUCUAGAACUCAUUUUUUUAUGAUCUCAGAACCACUCCUAGCCUGCAGUGAGGUCAUGCCAUCACUACAACCAGCCUCCAGCCUGCCUUCUGGAGCUAGUCACUCCUUCUUGGCAUGGUCAGCAGGAUAAUUACCAAACACUUGGUUCUUACACCUAGCACAGGAUGGGGAGGCAUGAGUUGGAAGGACCCUUUUGUCACUAUUACUUUCCCCAGCAAAAUAAUCUUCACCAUUGCUUCCUUCCUGAUGUUGCUAGUGCACAUGGGUGUCUUUGGGGGAGAUCUGUACCACUUCUUUGUGACCCAGAAAUUCAAUCUUAUGAGCUUUCAUGGCACCACCGUACUACUGAUAUCCCAUGUGAUAAGUUUUUACUGGGCCUUGCUUGGAACAUUUUACACCAUUGAGGCUCAUGACAGAGUUCUCAGGGGGGUUGCCCUGACCUCGUUGGUGAUGAACUUCACCCUCUUUGUGAGCCGCUUCUGCCUGGACUACUUGACUAUCGAAUACAGGGAGGAGAUUCACUGAGACCCAGCCUGACCUUGUCAGCAGCCUUGAAGAGGUGCACACACAGCAUUCACCCCUAGCUCUGUUGGAAUUAGGAAGCGGGGAGGAAAGGGGGCAGUAACACACUGCUGAGGCUGUAGCCAAAAUCAAGUUUAAUAACAAUACAGGAUAUUGCUGUAGUGCUAGAGACAGUGUCGUUCAUUAGUCACAUCAUCUUCCUGGGAGGUGGGAGCAAGGAAGUCAUGACAGCCAGAAUCUUCCCAGAUGGCCAACCCUCAGUGGUAGCAUUUGGCCACAGGGCUCCUCCCAUUCCACAGCAAUGGCCCAUCACUCAAUUCCUACCCCAACAAUGAUCACAGGGUAAUGCUAAGGGGCACAACAGAGGGGGAGAGGUUCUGACAUCCCUCUCCCAAUAGCCACCCACCUUCCCCCCUCCCCCCGCCAUGGAAUCCUAGAGGACUCAUGUUCACAGCUCUCCUUUCCACUGGCGGUGGCUUUUGAGGAAGGUGAUAUUUUUCCUCUAUUGCCUUCUAGGUUAAAUUCUAUACCACCUGCUCUACUCCAGAACUAGCAGAUCCAGACAGUCAUUGUCAAAGAGGGGCGGGAGCUGGAAAGGUUGCAAAACAGCAGAUCUGCACUAAGGCGCAGUCAAAGAUCUGGAAGCAUGAAAGGAGUGGGAUUGGAGGUGACUGGAUUGGAUUGGUGUGGGGGGCAGGUUUCCUCUCUGGUCACUGAGACUACUUGGUGUAUUUCACACCCUGUGGGAAGGAUUAUUUCCUAUCAACCAUUUCAAUAAAUAGAAGGAAAGAGGCUGUGUUUAAAGCAUGAAAUCCUUGCCCAUCAGAGCUGACAGCCCAUAAACCAGGAAGUCUCUUCCUCUUCCACCUCCCUUCUUUAAACUCCAGUACUAACCAGCAUGUCCCAUCCCCACCCUAAACUCCAGAACAGGGCAAUACUUCUCCCCUCACACCCCCCUUCCAGUGGUGGACAUCCCACAGCCCUCAUGGUGUCAGCUCUGUACAGACCCAGAAGUGACCAGCUUUGGAAUUUCACCCACCCACUCCUAUAGGGUCAGGGGGACACCAACCCCACCCCACUCUUGUUAGUAAAAUAAUCACACCCAAGAGGCCCAGACUCCUUCCCUUCCCCCUGGUAUUAUGAGAUGGGAAGUGAAGGUUCCCUUUACUAAGAUGAUGGCAGAAGGGGUUUCAACAUCUCAUGGCUGUAAAUAAUGCAGGACAUAGAUUGGUGGAUCUUAGUUUUCACCCCUCCCAUUCUGGUAAAGUUAAGGACCAGGUAGUUACUGGUGUGAAAAAUCAGAAUUGAUGAAAGUAUGUUACACCUCUCCCAUGAGGGGGCAGGGGGGAGGGAGACUAAGGAUGUGACAAAGGGCUGGUUCCUGUCAUUUGGUUCAAUGAGAGUUCUCACCCCCGUUUGCAAAACUAGUUGGGAUCCAGCACCCACUUGAUUUGAACCCCCAAAGGAUGUGUACAAGGGGAGGGGGGGAUGAUGGGAAAUUCUGUACCACUCCCAGCAAAAGAGAAGGGCAGUUUUAUGUGGGGUCUAUAGAGUGGGAUGCCCCAUUCCCAAGCAGGAAAGGAGGCUUCUGUUGGAACAGGCUUCCUCCCAAAAGUCUUAGCAGCUGGCUGGAUCAAACAGAUCCUCUGUCACCCAUCUAGUUGAGACCAGGAACAUAACUGCACCUUCCUCCCUGGGGCAAAGGGUUUUUCAGGGAUAAGGUUGAGGAAAGCACAAGUAGAAGGACUUAAAACCAGAGAGCUCUGCAGUGCUUUGACUACAGGAAUGGACCCAUCAAACCUGGGAUGUUUUUCACAAGGCACCUCUGAGGAAGCAGAGGCUGCCCAGGAUUAGAGAAUGGAAAAGGGGAACAAAAGGGCCCUGAACCCUUUCAAACACCUGCAUUAAGACAAUCACGUUCUCACCCGCUGAGACAGAUUGGGCUGGUAGGGUCCAAGUUCUGGGCAGUUGAGGGACUUGGGGGAUAAGCCAGCUCCUAGGAGAAGGGCAUCAAGCCGAGGGUUGAAGGAGCCAGAUGCCAUUGUCAGGGGAGAAGGGCUGUAAUACCAAGUAGUUCACACUUCCAAGAAGGUGCAGGGUAUUUGCCCUUCAAUGUUGCUAGCACCCAGCUUUCUGCAGACAGGCAUGGAAAUGCCCCAUUUUCCUGAACACUCACCACCAGCAGGAAACUGAGACUUGGGGCAGGGAAGUGACUCGCUUGAGGUUGCACAGCAGGGUCAGCAGUCAUUGGGAACAGAACUCAGGAUCCUAGCUCCCAAUCUCCCUGCUCUGACAAACAGAUCACCCAUUCACUGUGGGCUGGCAAUGGAACCCAAGAGUCCAGGCUUCCAUUCUUGUGCUGCCUCUCACUUACCCCAGUCCUUAGCCACACUCGCACCAGCAGCACAAGCCCUCCCCGGUUACUAGUGCUUGGAGCUUUCCUCUUCCCUUGUCCUGAACAGCUCCUGGGGCUGAUUCUCAGCUGGAGCAGGAAGCGACUACAGGGCUCAUUCCAGCCCACGGUGGGGUCCCCAA